AUGGGAGGUACAGGCAGAGAAAUUGAUGCCAAUUUCAGUGUUUCUCUGGGCGCCAUGAGACCCCUUCUUAAGAAGCUUGAAAUGAUGCUAGGUCCUCAUGGAUGCAAGCUGACCAAGGGGCUCAAUGAUAGGUCGCAGCUCCUCAAAGAUGAUCUUGAAGAAAUAGGCGCAUACCUUGAAGAUCUGUUAGAGGUGGAGGACCCUUCCCCGGUGGCCAAGUGCUGGAUGAAAGAGGCACAAGAGCUAUCUUAUGACAUCCUAGAUUGUAUUGACAACUUUGUGCCCCCUGAGUCUCUUGGCUACAAAUCUGACUACAAGAUGAGUCGUGUUAAGAUUCCCAAGAGGCUCAAGUGGCAGAAACAGAUUGAAUAUGCAGCUCCUAAUGUGCCAGCACAUGUUAUCUCUAAAACCAUUCGUGUUGAUGUCAUUCGUGCUCCCAAGAAGCUCAAGUGGUACCAGCAGAUGGUUGAAAAGGUAUCAGAAUUCAGGAUCUAUGCCCGGGAGGCGAUCUGGCGGCACGAGAGGUACCAGGUCCAUUGUUGUAGCACCUCAGCGGCACGUAGAUUUUCAGCCAUUGGGCCUAUAAUGCCAAUGCCGCCACUACCUUGUGAGAAGACUUGUUCCGGCCUAGUAAUUGAUGGUCGAAUGAGCAAGUUUAUCAACUCGCUGGCUAACGACACGGAUCAGCAGCUCAAGGUGGUGUCUAUUCAUGGAUCUGGAUCUCUUGGCAAAACAAUGCUUGCCAAAGUGUUGUACAAUAAAAUUGGAAGGCAAUUCCAUUGCAGGGCUUUCAUCCGGGUGUCCAAAAAGCCUGAUAUGAAGAGGCUUUUCCGCAACAUGCUAUCACAAAUCCAGCGGAAGCAGCCCCAAGAAACCCAAGAAGCUUCUGAUGAACUUCACAUUACUGCUGAAAAUAUCAGGAAUUAUCUACAUGGCAAGAGGUAUCUAAUUGCUGUUGAUGAUUUAUGGGAUACAUCAGCAAGGAAUGUUAUUAAUCAGCUCUUCCCCAAGUGUAGUCAAGGAAGCAGAAUAGUGACAACUACACAGAUUGAAGAUGUUGCAUUAGCAUGUUGCAGCGAUGACCCAGAACAAGUUUUUGAGAUGAAUCCAUUGGAUGAUGUUCACUCAAGGAAGCUAUUCUUUGGCAGGCUUUUUGGUUCUGAAAGUGAUAGUCCUGAAGAAUUGAAACAAGUUUCAGGUCAAAUUAUAGAGAUAUGUGGUGGUUUGCCGCUAGCAAUCAUCAGCAUAGCUAGUCUGUUAGCAAACCACCCUUCCCUAUCAAUGGAUUUAUUGACACACAUACAUGACUCGUUGAUCUCCUGUUUGACAUCAAAUUCCACUUCAGAAGGAACAAGAAAAAUACUAAACCUCAGCUACAACAGCCUUCCUCAUUACUUCAAGACAUGCUUGCUCCAGCUCUGUAUGUAUCCAGAGGGCUCCAUAUUCUUCAAACAUGACCUGGUCAGGCAAUGGGUGGCUGAAGGGUUUCUUGCUGCAUGUGAAGGGCAAAAUAUGGAACAAGUUGCCGGAAUGUAUUUUGAUGAACUUGUUGAUAGAAGAUUCAUCCAACCUGUGUCUAUCAACUUCAACAAUGAGGUGGUGUCCUGCACAGUACAUGACGUGGUACAUGAUCUUAUUGCACACAUGUCUGCUGAAGAGAAUUUCCUUGUGGUAGUAGAUUACAAUCGAAAAAAUUUGGCACUUUCUCAUAAGGUCCGUCGACUGUCUCUCCAACUUGGUGAUGCAAACUAUGCCAAGAUACCAGCAAACAUCAGAAAGUCACAAGUACGGUCACUUGGAUAUUUUGGAUUAUCGGAAUGUAUGCCUUGCAUUGGAGAGUUCAAGAUUCUCCGUGUUCUAAACCUUCAGUUGUGCGAUCUUCGCCAUGGUGAGCAAGACCUGGCGAUAGACCUCACUGGAAUAUCAGAAUUGUUCCAUUUGAGAUAUUUGAAGAUUGCUUGUGAUGUCUGCAUAGAACUGCCAAGCCGUAUGAUAGGGCUUCAAUGUCUGGAAACACUGGAUGUCAAGGAUACAACAAGAGGUACUCAUGUUCCAUGGGAUAUUAUAUAUCUCCCACACUUGUUGCACCUCAGUCUUCCUGCCCACUCAGAUCUGCUGGAUUGGUCCGUCAAUCCACCUGGGAGCCUUGGCUUGUUGAACCACCUGCAGGAUAUUUAUAUUUCUAUACCGCCUUCUUCUGAUUCCUACCAUCUGAACCGAAGUAUGGAAGCUCUGGAUUCUUUAAUAUGUGAAGAUGGCAGCCUAAAAACUAUAAAAGUGGUGGCUCACGGAUCCUUGGUUGGGUAUGGUGACGCUUCAAAAGCAAUCACUGGCUGGUAUUUCGUCAAACCUCCCCACCAUCUCCAGAGAUUUGAGCUCUCAGUCUCACCGCGCAAACUCGUCAAAUUUUCUCGUCUGGAUCUGGAUGUGUGGAUGAAACAACUUGGCAACCUAAGCAUUCUGAAGAUUGCAGUGGAUGGACUGUCAGUAAACGAUGUUGCUAUUCUUAGAGGGUUGCCUGCCCUCACUGCUCUGUCGUUGUAUGUGGAGAAGUCACCUGAUAUUAAGAUAAUCUUUGGCACGGCUGCAGGAUUCACCAGAAUUUUCACAGCUCUCAAGUACUUGAAGCUGAGGUUCAUGAGUGGAAUAGCUUGGCUAAAACUUGAGGCGGACGCAAUGCCUAAUCUCUGGAAGCUCAGGCUCGUUUUCGACGCCAUCCCCCGAAUGAACCAACGACUUGAACUUUUUUCGGAGUCUGAGCAGUGGAAACAAUAUCGACAUGGUACUGCAUUAAUCAGCAUCGAGCAUAUGAGAGACCUUAGAGAGGUCACCGCAAAAUUUGGAGGUGCAGCUGCUUAUCUGCAGUAUGUCUCGAGGAUCGGCGUAGUUAUUAAUCAUCCGAGCAAUCCUAUAAUUGGCGUGCAACUGGUGGAUUCUGGUUCCGAUUUUGGUGAUAAAAGGAUAUCACCGGAGUCCACUUCCUGCCCGCUGCAUGUUCCAGGAGCGGGAGCUGAUGGUGGAGAGGUCUCGUGGAGCAAUAUGAUUGGUGUGAUAGGUCGUGACCUCUUCAUCUAUUGCCUCCACCGUCUUUCCAGGUGGGAAUAUGGCGCCAUCGCCUCCCUCAACCUUGAUUUGAAUUCCGUGGUUUGCAACGGGGACAUCUACCGCCUGCGUCGCAAGAAUGGGGUCGCAGAGCACUGGAUCUAUCUCUCUUGCGGUAAUAAUCCUCCGGAGUGGGAGGCUUAUGACCCGUCCACUGAGCGCUGGAUCCAAGUGCCCAAGAUGCCACCGGCUCAAAGCAAAUUCAUCUCGGAGUCGCUCGCCGUAGGAACCGAGCUGCUGGUGUUUGGGGACUGCGGAAGGGUUGCCUUGAGAUAUAGCAUCCUUACCAAUUCAUGGACAUGGCUGGCUGAUGCUGAUGCGAUGAACACCCCGCGCUACUGGUUUGGGUCAGCGAGUGUCGGUGAAAAGGCGUAUGUCGCGGGAGGCAAGGAUUCUUCUUGUAAUGUGUUGAUCUCCGCAGAGAUGUAUGACUCGGAGACGCAUACUUGGACACCCCUUCCCAGCAUGAAUAGGGCUAGGUACGGAUGCUCUGGCGCCUUCAUGGACGGCAAGUUCUAUGUGCUCGGUGGUAAUAGCAGUAGUCACAAGGUAUUGACAUGCGGUGAGGAGUAUGACUUGAACCGGCGGUCAUGGAGGCUCACCGACAACAUGUCUCAGGGGAUCAACGAGACAAGACUGGGAGCUCCUCUGCUCCUAGCAGUUGUGAACAAUGAGCUUUAUGCUGCUGAUUACAGUGAGAAUAAUGAUUUGAAGCAGUAUGAUAAGCUGGACAAUAAGUGGAUCAUGCUUGGGAAAUUGCCUGUACAGUCUAAGGAGAAAGAUGGCUGGGACAUGGGUUUCCGAGCGUGUGGUGACUGGCUGAUUGUUAUUGGGCCUCCAAACAAUUCUAGUGAUGAAAAGGAGGUUGAGCUUCAUUCAUGGAUCCCGGAUGGGCAACCGCCUGCGUGGAAUUUGUUUGCCACACGGCCAUACGUUGGCGGCUGGAUUAUGUGCCCCCUGAUGGGUUGCUGA
Triticum aestivum (bread wheat) is the source of this 4074-nucleotide messenger RNA. Its product is annotated as disease resistance protein RGA5-like. The record is from RefSeq and is a predicted model, not a curated record. Gene Ontology annotation, cellular component: nucleus. Lineage: Eukaryota; Viridiplantae; Streptophyta; Magnoliopsida; Poales; Poaceae. The coding region runs from base 1 to 4074 and encodes 1357 amino acids. Gene Ontology annotation, molecular function: protein binding; ADP binding. The transcript has 4 exons.